CACAUCACACAUUGUCUCUGACCGCCCUGAUACAACUACCUAUGUUGGGUGAGCUGGAAAAUCAGAAUUCCGGUGGGACCUCUGAGAUAGACCCAUCCGUUUAAUCACCCCCGGCGUUAAUUGCUAGGGCACAAACGAGGCCCCCCAACCAUUACGCCUGAAUGGCUCGUUACCCGCCUCCCUAUAUCAAAUCAAAAGCCAACCCAAAGGCAGCCUUUACCUACAGUACAAUCAAACUGUGAAGGUGUGGCCACACACAGAGAUUACCACCGCCAUCAGAACCACUACUGCUCCCGGUGGCGCCGCUCACCUGGCAGAUGGACGUCGACGACAUCAUCGAGUCCGCCGUCCGUGCCCUCAUGUUCCUGUUGGGCAUGUUGGGCAACAACUGGCUGGCCGUGCGCUCCAUCCCGUCGCGCCCGUCGGCGCUGCGCACCAACGAGCUGCUCUUCCUCAACCUGGCCGUGUCCAACCUCAUCACCAACUACCUGGUGGACCUGCCCGACACCAUGGCCGACAUCGCCGGCGGCUGGUUCCUGGGCGACGGCUACUGCGGCGUGUUCCGCUUCUGCGCCGACCUCUCCGAGACCAGCAGCAUCUUCUCCACGCUCUUCAUCAGCGUGUACUGGUACCAGAAGCUGGUGGGCUCCCUGAAGCGCGGCGGGGGGCCCGUGCAGCUGGACAGCCUGCGUCUGAUUGGGGGGCUGCUGGCGGGCAGCUGGGGCGUGGCCGUGGUCUUCAGCAUCCCCCACUACUUCUUCGUGGCGGUGGAGGGCGAGAACGGGAGCUCUCUGGAGUGCAACGACGUGUUCCCCAGCGAGGAGGCCAAGCAGACGUACGAGGCGCUGUACCUGACGCUGGCCAACGCGCUGCCCGUGGCCGGCAUCGUGUACGCCACCGUGCGGAUCGUGGUCACGCUCAUGCAGAGUCAGAAACGCAUCCAGGGCCAUGGGGGGAACCAGGCUUCCUCGGAGGAGGGCCCUGCCGGUGGUGAAGAAGGGGGUGGUGGUGGCGGUGGUGGGGUCAGGGUGGCCAAGCCUGCGCCUAAGCCCAGCCCGGGCUCCAGUAAUCAGGUGCGGGCGGCCAAGAGCGUGGUGGCGGUGGCCAGUAUAUUUGUGGUGUGCUGGGUGACCCAUCUGCUGCUGCGCAUCUCCAGCAACAUCCAGACGUCCCCCAUCGUGGUGGAGGUGGCCAGCUACAUCGCAGCCUCCUACACCUGCAUCAUCCCCUACAUAUUCCUGUACGGCGUCAAGAAGCUGUCCUGCUCCUGUUGUGGGGCCAAGCAGUAGGAGCUGGAGUAGUAAGACGGAGUGCUGUUGAUAUCGGUUCAAUGAUGGCACUGAUCUUUCUGGUUUAGGAUCUUUUGUUUGUUCAAGUCUAUUUUUUAUAUUUAAAAAACAUUUAACAUUAAGCACUUUUAUUCAUAGCUCAUAACAUAAUUACUGUUAUUCAUGUACUGUUGAACAUAACGCAUUCCGCAGUUCAAGAGUCAACUCUUCUGAAAGUUGCAAGUGAUUGUUUAUAAAGAAAUAAAGGAAUG
Gadus macrocephalus (Pacific cod) is the source of this 1540-nucleotide messenger RNA. RefSeq names its product vasopressin V1a receptor. NCBI's taxonomy places the organism in Eukaryota, Metazoa, Chordata, Actinopteri, Gadiformes, Gadidae. The transcript has 2 exons. Gene Ontology annotation, molecular function: peptide binding; G protein-coupled receptor activity. Gene Ontology annotation, biological process: G protein-coupled receptor signaling pathway. The coding region runs from base 318 to 1289 and encodes 323 amino acids. The record is from RefSeq and is a predicted model, not a curated record. Gene Ontology annotation, cellular component: membrane.